Messenger RNA from Rhododendron vialii, 1156 nucleotides. RefSeq names its product glutamate receptor 2.8-like. Lineage: Eukaryota; Viridiplantae; Streptophyta; Magnoliopsida; Ericales; Ericaceae. The transcript has 3 exons. Gene Ontology annotation, cellular component: plasma membrane. Gene Ontology annotation, molecular function: signaling receptor activity; ligand-gated monoatomic ion channel activity. The coding region runs from base 12 to 1007 and encodes 331 amino acids. The record is from RefSeq and is a predicted model, not a curated record.
CGGGCUUGUCGAUGGUAGUUCCGGUGAAGCCCAGUCCGAAGGCAUGGAUGUUUCUGGAGCCUUUCACUCUGGGAAUGUGGUUAGCUGCCGCCUCUGUUUUGGUCUACACCAUGUUCAUAGUUUGGUUCGUGGAACAUCGGUCCAAUCCAGAUUUCAGUGGCCCGUGGAAUGACCAACUCGGAAAUGCUCUCUGGUUCACCUUCUCUUCACUUUUCCUGGCUCACAGAGAGAAGAUUCAAAGCAACUAUGCCCGGAUUGUGGUAGUGGUGUGGCUUUUUCUAGCGUUGGUGUUAACGCAAAGCUACACCGCCAACCUCACGUCAAUGCUCACGAUCUCACGACUCCGACCGAAACUACUGUCCCAUUCAAAUGUCGGGUGUGAUGAAAAUUCAUUCAUGAAGAAAUACGUUGAAGGAGUGCUUAACUACAAGAAUGUAAGUCUCAUCAGUGACGAAGAUGCGUAUCUCAGGGCAUUUGAGACGGGCAGUAUCUCAGCAGCGUUCCUCGAGAUCCCUUAUGCCAAAGAUUUUGUCAAUAGAAAUUGCAGGAAAUUUAACAUCAUUGGAACCACAUAUAGAUUUGGAGGAUUUGGCUUUAUAUUCCAAAAAGGUUGUGGAUUAGCUGCUGAUGUCUCGAAAGCCAUUCUCCAACUCUCAGAGAACGGGACUCUUAAAAUGCUAGAAGAGAAAUGGUUAACUCCCGACAAAGAGUGUUUAAAAUCUGAAACUAUGACGGAGAACAUUGAUAGCUUGAGCCUCCAAAGCUUUUGGGGCCUGUUCCUCUUCUCAGCUGCCACUUCCUCUGUUUGUUUUCUUCUAUUCCUUGGGCACUUAGUCAGGGACUACCUCCGUCAUCAGUCAUCUCAAGUGGCUGACGUGAAUGCAAGUAAUGAGAGCGUUUCGAUCAAGACGGUUAGAGUUGCACGGUACUUGAUGAAUGCAGAGAUUGGAAGCCCAUGGAGAUCUCCAUCCUCCGAUCGGGCAGUGCCUGAAACUGACAUGUGCUAAAUAUUUGGAUUUUGUCUGGUGGAGACUGUAACUUGCACUCCGUCUAUUCCAAUUUUUUAGUCUUUUUCAGAAGUUUAUGUCACUUUUCGAUUGAUCAUAUCUUGUAAUCUAUUUUUAAGUGAUUUUGAAAAGUUUGUUUAAUAGUACUA